Molecule: messenger RNA, 1651 nt
Organism: Entrophospora candida
Lineage: Eukaryota; Fungi; Glomeromycota; Glomeromycetes; Entrophosporales; Entrophosporaceae
Source: the annotation of a GenBank genome assembly
AUGACGGUAAAUAGUACUAGUCAUAAUUAUCAACAUACAAAAGCAAGUUAUCAAUUUAUACAUAAUAUACAUAAUAAUUAUCUUAAAGAAAUGAAUGAAACGCAAGAAACAUUAAAAUUUAAAAUUAAAGAGCAGGGUGAAAAAAUCCGAUUAUUAAAAACUCAAGAUGUUGAUAAAACUUUAAUAGAUACAGAAUUGGAAGUUUUGUCUGAUUUAAAAAAUCAAUUAUCUUCUUUAGCUGGAGAGACUUCUAAAAAUAAAAAUAAACAUGCUUUUACACUUAAAACACCAAAGGGUACAAGAGAUUAUAAUGAAAAAGAAAUGUCAAUUAGAGAUAAAAUCUUUUCAACUAUUAUUUCAACUUUUAAAAAACAUGGUGCGGUUACAAUUGAUACUCCAGUUUUUGAGUUAAAAGAAAUUUUAUCUGGUAAAUAUGGUGAAGAUAGUAAAUUGAUAUUUGACUUAGAAGAUCAAGGUGGAGAACUUUGUUCAUUACGUUAUGAUCUAACUGUGCCCUUUGCUCGUUUUUUGGCAAUUAAUGGGUCACAAUAUCAAAAUUUUAAAAGAUAUCAAAUUGCUAAAGUUUAUCGUAGAGACCAGCCUGCUAUGACCAAAGGUCGUAUGCGUGAAUUUUAUCAAUGUGAUUUUGAUGUGGCAGGAAGUUUUGACCCAAUGAUAGCUGAUUCAGAAGUUAUAAAAAUUAUGUGUGAAUGUUUAACAGCUUUGGAAAUUGGUGAAUAUAAAGUCAAGAUUAAUCACCGUAAGAUUUUGGAUGGAAUAUUUCAAAUCUGUGGUGUAGAAGAAUCAAAAAUCAGACCUAUUUCAUCUGCAGUUGAUAAGUUAGACAAGAAAGCCUUAGAUCCAAUUGUUGCUGAUAAAAUAGGAGAAUAUGUUAGACUUAAAGGUGGUAGGGAAUUACUGGAUAGUUUAUUAAAGGAUGAAGUAUUGAUUUCAAAUAAAAAUACAAAAUCUGGGUUAGAUGAUAUGAUUUUACUUUUUAAAUAUUUAGAAAUAUUUAAUGUUUUAGACAGGGUUUCAUUUGAUCUUAGUCUUGCUAGAGGUUUGGAUUAUUAUACUGGCAUUAUUUAUGAAGCUAUUACAGAACAAUCAGGACCUCCUCGAUUGAAGGAUGAUACAAUAGUUGCAUGUAAAACUAAAAAAGGUUCUGAAGAACUUGAUGAAUCAACUAUUGGAGUUGGAUCAAUUGCAGCAGGUGGUAGGUAUGACAACCUUGUUGGUAUGUUUUCCAGCAAUAAAAAAGGAAAUAUUCCAUGUGUAGGCAUGUCUCUUGGAGUAGAAAGAAUUUUUUCAAUACUAUUACAAAAAAUUCAACUUGAUCAAGUUAAAGCAAAUGAAGUUGAGGUGUAUGUGAUUGCAGCAACUGGUGGAUUAUUGGAGGAAAGGAUGAAAAUAUGCAUAGAGUUAUGGGAUGCUGAAUAUAUGUAUAAGAAUAAGCCAAAAUUACAGUCUCAAUUUACAAUAUGUGAUCGUGAUCAAAUUCCAUUUGCAGUGAUUAUUGGACCUGAUGAAAUAAAUAAUGGUGAAGUUAAGAUUAAAGAUAUGAGAUCAAAAGAACAAGGUGUUGGAGGUGGUGUUCCAAUUAGACGCAGUGAAAUGAUUAAAGAAUUAAAACAACGUCUAGAAAAGAAAA